UUACAGUUUCUAGCAAUGACCGUAAAUUUCCAGGAAAUCCCUUGUACGAAACAGAUACCCGGUGGACUUUUCCCAGGUCGUUCGAUUCUGAUCAAAGGAAUAGUUCUAAAAGACACCGACUCUAAACGGUUUGCCGUCGAGCUAUGCUGCGGUCUGCUGGUUCGUGGCGAUCACCAAGACAAUAAAGUUCUGCAUUUCAACCCACGUUUUGACGUCAGUAACUCUUGGUUCUCUGCGAAAGCAGAUCGUGAUAUUGUGCUGAAUUCGCUGGUGAAUAAUCGUUGGGGUGUUGAAGAGCGUUACGGCAAUGUUUUUAAAGAGGGCGAACAGUUCUCCUUACGAAUUCUUGUU
Anisakis simplex (herring worm) is the source of this 351-nucleotide messenger RNA. NCBI's taxonomy places the organism in Eukaryota, Metazoa, Nematoda, Chromadorea, Rhabditida, Anisakidae. The record is from the annotation of a GenBank genome assembly.